UAUUUUAAUUAAAUCGUUUUGUGCUUGUGAUGUGUAUUUGUUUUUAUAUAAUUUUAUAAAUUGAACCAUUUAUUGGUGAAUAAGGAAGUGACAGAAUGUUUCAAUACGAAUACGAGAAGCGUCCACCGUCGUCCACCUCGUGUGACAGUCGGGCAACUAUGACACCAUCAUGGGGGGCUUAUACUGUGGGUACUACGGCCCCCAUCAAUGAUCGUGCGCGUAGACCCCUCCCGCCGAGACCGGUGUGUGACAGAAUACCAACAAAAACUAGUGUACCACUAAAGGUUUGGAUAAUCGCAAGCGCAUCCUGUUUCGCAGUUUGUGCUGCGCUCGUACUCGCAACUGUUGUUAUAACUAAAUGGGGAGCGACAGAGACGUAUAACACACAAGAGGUCUUCGAAGCACCGGAACCUGUGUAUUCAAAUCCACGUUCGGAUCCAAGAAAAACUACAAUAAAAACAACAACAGAAGAAAUACAAACCACAACUGAACUAGAUAAUGAAAUCCAAGAACCAAUAAUACAAAAACUAUCAAUAUUUAAAAAUAUAGUAUCUAAUAGAGAGAACAAAAAAGCAAUAAGUCUCGUAUCAAAACCACAACUACAUCCUAUUCACGACACAUCAUUACAUCAUGCGGAAAAGAAAAUAGAAAAGAAAGAUCAAGCGAAAUAUCCACAACAGAAACUACCGGAAUUCAAAUCGAAACUACCGGAAAUUAUAGACAAUAGACAACCUUUGGUAGGAUAUAGAAGAUAUGAGACAGAUUACGAAGAAUAUUAUAACGAUGAUAAUUUAUAUGCAGAUUAUAUGGAAAGUAAUACGAUGACUAGUUAUUUAAUUGAAAAAGUACAAGAACUUCACGAUUGGAUAACAUCUGAUCCAGAUUUUGAUGUGGCUAAUAAUAAAAAAAGAGACUCUAAUAAUCAAUUCGGACAAGUUUUGAAAGCUUUAAACGAUAGUAUUGUAGAAGGGAAUAUAUCUAAAGUUAUGAAUAAAUUAAAAGAGAUAUAUUUAAGUGAUAAUAAUACUCAAGUUAAUACGAGGAAAGUUAUUUUAAGUAAUAGCACAGAUCUGUUAUCGUUUGGUAUUUUGACAUUAGAUGUGAUGUUGUUACAUAAUAUACAAUUAAUGGCCUGGGAAAAUCAGGAAGCUGCAAGAGUAAAAAUGUUAAAAGACCCCGAAGUGUUUGCAUUCAACGCUUUAUUCUUAGAACCAGGGAAAAUAGAAGCCAAGAAAAGUGAAAUAUACCAUCAGGAAAUGAUAGCAAAACGUCAAAAUCGUCCAGAAACAGCAGAAGAAUUUGACUUCGGCAAGAAUCUUCUAGAUAACGUCUUAGAAAUCGGCUUGAGUACAGCGCGCGCUGCCAUACACCUCGGCAGGGCUUAUAAGAAUACCAAGCAAGUUCUAACACAGUUAUCGAAUAAAGAGAACAUAAAUACCAACAUACAGAAUCAACUCUCCCGCAAUAUAGAUGGCAACACUCAAGCUCUCAAUCAUCUGCAAACAUCUUUCAACAAGAAUGACAGCUCCAGUGAUACCAGCAACAACACUCAAGUUUAUACCGAUUUGGAUUGCGUUUGGUAUUUGUAUUGCAAGAAUUUGAUUGCGACUUCUAAAUUGAAUGCUCCGUAUGGUACUAUGGCUAGAAUUAAUGGUCUAGCUCUCCGUAUGCUGACAGGAGAACUGUCCACAGAUCGAGCAUUUGACACAAUGCUUUACGAAGCUCUGACUGGAUGGACUGAACUCAAAUGUCAAGAUAUGUUCCCAAGAUGUAGUAAAGUGAACGCAGCAUCUGUAGUCAUGGACACUAUCGUGCAGUCAACUAAAAAGAUGCUUGCAAAUAAAACGUUGAAAUAAAUUCUACUAAAAUUGUAGAAUAUUUUUUAAAUAGCAACUUUAUUAUUUAUGACCAGUGACUGUUACAAGUGUUGUCAUGUUUAAUGUUUUUAGAAUUAAAUAAAAUGCAUAA
This is a messenger RNA of Papilio machaon (common yellow swallowtail), 1968 nucleotides long. RefSeq lists its product as uncharacterized. NCBI's taxonomy places the organism in Eukaryota, Metazoa, Arthropoda, Insecta, Lepidoptera, Papilionidae. The coding region runs from base 96 to 1856 and encodes 586 amino acids. The transcript has 9 exons. The record is from RefSeq and is a predicted model, not a curated record.